Messenger RNA from Contarinia nasturtii (swede midge), 522 nucleotides. Its product is annotated as para-nitrobenzyl esterase-like. The record is from RefSeq and is a predicted model, not a curated record. The transcript is spliced from 4 exons. The annotation marks the transcript as partial. NCBI's taxonomy places the organism in Eukaryota, Metazoa, Arthropoda, Insecta, Diptera, Cecidomyiidae.
AUGAAGGAAUAUUUGGCUCGAUUAGAAAUUAAGCAAGAUCUUAAAGGCAAGGUACUGAAUACGGUUUGGUAUAAUAAACCGUAUUAUUCUUACAGAGGCAUCCCAUUUGCUAAACCUCCAAUUGGUGAACUUCGGUUUAAGGCACCAGAACCGAUAGAAAAAUGGACAGAACCAUUUAAAGCAUAUGAAUAUGGAAUUUGGUGCUCCCAACCCGCGAAAGCGGAUAAAGAAACAAGCGAAGAUUGCCUGACACUGAAUGUGUUUGUGCCAAUUCUUAAGCAAAAAGAAAAAUUGCCAGUAUUGUUCCUGAUUCCAGGCGGAAAUUUUGCCACUGGAUCUGGUAGCGAUUUCAUGUAUGGGGCGGAUUUUAUGAUCGAUCAUCAAGUUAUUUUGGUUACAACAAAUUAUCGAAUGAAUAUAUUUGGUUUCAUGUCUUUGGGAACACCAGAAUACUCCGGAAAUAUGGGAAUUAAAGAUCAACAGCUUGCCAUGAAAUGGACCUAUGAAAAUAUUGAGGCAUUU